Molecule: messenger RNA, 222 nt
Organism: Protopolystoma xenopodis
Lineage: Eukaryota; Metazoa; Platyhelminthes; Monogenea; Polystomatidea; Polystomatidae
Source: the annotation of a GenBank genome assembly
AUGAACCCAAAUGAGAACAAGUUGAACUCAUCUGCACUCGAGAAGGACCCCAUCAGCGUACAGCUUAAUGGGGCAGAUGUGCACUCUCUUUCUCUUUCUGUAUUUCUGUCUGUCUAUUCAUCUGUCUGUCCGCCUCUGUCCGGCCAUCUGUCUGUCCAACAGGGCCUCGAGAAUUGUCGACCUGACUUAUUUCCAACACAGAGUGUCACGUUCGAGUCCUGA